Octodon degus (degu) is the source of this 1346-nucleotide messenger RNA. It is a transcript of the gene Dipk1b, whose product is annotated as family with sequence similarity 69 member B. The transcript has 5 exons. The record is from RefSeq and is a predicted model, not a curated record. The annotation marks the transcript as partial. Lineage: Eukaryota; Metazoa; Chordata; Mammalia; Rodentia; Octodontidae.
CGGCGCCUGGCGCCCCUGGUGCUGCUGUGCGCCUUCGCCAAGGGCCCGCAGGGCCGGUUCCCGGGCCUCAGGGUCAGGUACGUGGCGCUGGUCUGGUUGGGCGUCUUUGCGGGCAGCUGGCUGGUGUAUGUGCGCUACUCGUCCUACUCGGAGCUCUGCCGUGGCCAUGUCUGUCAGGUGGUCAUCUGUGACCAGUAUCGCAAAGGCAUCAUCUCGGGCUCCAUCUGCCGGGAUCUGUGUGAGCUGCACACGGUGGAGUGGCGGACCUGCCUGUCCCCAGCCCCGAGCCAGCAGGUAUACAGUGGACUGUGGCAGGACAAGGAGGUGACCAUCAAGUGCAGCAUCGAGGAGGCCCUGCAUGCUAAGGCCCAGCCAGAGGCGGUGCCCCGGCCGGAGCUUGUGCUGUUCGACAAGCCCACGCGGGGCACGUCCAUCAAGGAGUUCCGAGAGAUGACCCUGAGCUUCCUCAAGACAAACCUGGGAGACCUGCCCUCCCUGCCGGCGCUGGUCGGCCAGGUCCUGCUCAUGGCCGACUUCAACAAGGACAGCCGAGUGUCCCUGGCAGAGGCCAAGUCCGUGUGGGCCCUGCUGCAGCGCAACGAGUUCCUGCUGCUGCUGUCCCUGCAGGAGAAGGAGCAUGCCUCGCGGCUGCUGGGCUGCUGCGGGGACCUCUACCUCACCGAGGGCAUUCCCCAUGGCUCCUGGCCCGGAGCCACGCUGCCCCCGCUGCUGCGCCCGCUGCUGCCACCUGCGCUGCACAGUGCUCUGCAGCAGUGGUUUGGGCCUGCGUGGCCCUGGCGGGCCAAGAUUGCCAUUGGCCUGCUGGAGUUCGUGGAGGAGCUCUUCCACGGAUCCUACGGGACCUUCUACAUGUGCGAGACCACGUUGGCCAACGUGGGCCACACGGCCACCUAUGAUUUCAAGAUGGCAGACCUGCAGCAGGUGGCACCUGAGGCCACGGUGCGCCGCUUCCUGCAGGGCCGCCGCUGCGAGCACAGUGCCGACUGCACCUACGGGCGUGACUGCAGGGCGCCCUGCGACCGGCUUAUGCGGCAGUGCAAGGGUGACCUCAUCCAGCCCAACCUGGCCAAGGUGUGUGAGCUGCUGCAGGACUACCUGCUGCCCGGCGCGCCCGCUGACCUGCGCGAGGAGCUGGGCAAGCAGCUGCGCACCUGCACCACGCUGAGCGGGCUGGCUAGCCAGGUGGAGGCCCACCACUCGCUGGUGCUCAGCCACCUCAAGACGCUGCUCUGGAAGGAGAUCUCCAACACCAAGUACUCCUGAGGAGCCAGUGCCAGCCACUGGCAGGACGGGCCCUCUGAAGAGCAAUGUAAAUAAAUGGCUUU